Messenger RNA from Perkinsus marinus ATCC 50983, 702 nucleotides. RefSeq lists its product as hypothetical. The record is from RefSeq and is a predicted model, not a curated record. Bases 1 to 702 code for a protein of 233 amino acids. The transcript is spliced from 7 exons. Lineage: Eukaryota; Perkinsozoa; Perkinsida; Perkinsidae.
AUGCUUGCCUGCAUCAUGCUGGCUUGCACUACUGUUAUCAACGGUAUAGGCUUCCAGGAGGGCCACGUCCGGACGGCUGCUUACACUGGGUGCAUCUUGACGGUGGUACUGGUGGUCCUUUUUGGGGUAGUUCUGACACCAGUAAUCGCCAAGUUCACGGUCUUCUCUAUAGUUCAAGCCUCGUUGGCCGUGUCUAUAGAAGGUGGGGCAUUCUACUUCUUCACCGAUACUCCCGAGCAGUUCCCUGGCGGUCCCAACUUUACCCCAAUCUACUACACUACUGUCCUUGGAGUUGUCUCGAAUGCUUUCUCGAUUUUCGGUGUCCUCAUCUACUGGCAGUAUAUGCGUGAAUGGACCUUCAGGAACCUCCUCAUUCUGGCCAACGCCCUCCAUGUCACUGUGGCCUUGUUGCAGACUUUCGUAUUCCUUCGAUGGAACCUCGCCAUAGGGAUAUCGGACAAGGUGUUCGUCCUGGGAGGUACCUCAAUGCUUGAGGUCACCCGACAGUGGAUGUGGAUGCCUACCCUCAUCCUCACUUCGAAACUCUGCCCCCAAGGCAUGGAGUCUACAAUGUUCGCCCUCUUAGCAGGCUGUGCUAGUGCUGGCCAUACUAUGGCUAAGUACAUCGGGGCGUUCGUCUUGCACGAGCUUAAUGUUCGCCCAGUAGGAGCGGUCAACGAAGAGCAUCAGUUCAGCAAGUGA